Nylanderia fulva is the source of this 4415-nucleotide messenger RNA. RefSeq lists its product as uncharacterized. Gene Ontology annotation, biological process: neuron differentiation; brain development; central nervous system development. Gene Ontology annotation, cellular component: nucleus. Gene Ontology annotation, molecular function: DNA-binding transcription factor activity, RNA polymerase II-specific; RNA polymerase II cis-regulatory region sequence-specific DNA binding. NCBI's taxonomy places the organism in Eukaryota, Metazoa, Arthropoda, Insecta, Hymenoptera, Formicidae. The record is from RefSeq and is a predicted model, not a curated record.
CUCGUGCCAGAAACAUCUGUCAGAGCUGGUGCUCGGUGCCUAGCUCUCGGGAGUUGGAUUCCACAAAACGCGCGACGCGUGUUCCUAUUUUGGGACAUUGCACUUUACGACGUCCUUGUCUCGUUUUUUUUCUCCUCGUCGUCAACGAGGUCGCGAUUAGGUCGAUGGAGAGUGUCGGACGUGACGUACGUGAGUGGCGUGAGACUUUAGUCAGUGCGACGGCGUUCGUGAUUACGACGAGGUACGUUGGUUCAAUUACGCGUGUAUAAUCCUCUCAUUUGGUACAUCGGUUUUGAGUUCAAGUUCAAGAAUUGGCUGAUCGUUGUGCUUCGACGAACAGCACGACUAGAAUCGAUUAGAAUUCGCUCGACUGUCUUCAGAUUGUCAUUAAUCAUUCUUUUGUGCCGUCUACAAGCCAUAUGUAUCGUGCCAAUGAGUUGACUCAAAUACUUAGGCCGGAUAUGAGAGGUUGAGCUUUCAUUUUUUCUCAUGACCAUUAUCAUUAGAAAUGGAUAUUUUUCCUUUCGUCUCGUCUACUCUGCCUUAUGACAUCCCAUGUGCUUUAGCAUCCUGGUGUCUCAUAUAAAUACACUUUGACCUUGGUGCGCAAAAGGCUCAACAUUUGAAAGAUUUACCCCCUGAAGUGAAGGUGAUUUACAAGUAUUUACGACGACCUCGUGAAGACGAUUAGUCGUCUUAGUGAUGCGUGAACGGAAUAUCGAAUCUUGACUGCAAGUGCCGAGAUAAAAUAAUUAGAGAGUACUCCGAGUUCGAAAGAAAUAAUCGAGAUCGGAUAUACUCUAGGAACUGGUGCAACGAGAAAAAGACAUCGUCGAAUUAGUGUAUACGCUUUUCAGUAGUGACAAUGAAAAAAUGACAACGUUUAUCCAAUGUAAAUACAUCCGAAAACCUCUUCUUAUUCAUUAAAUUAUCAUCUCCACUAAAUAAACACCCUAUAUACACAUUACAUAGCAUGUCCUUGGACGAUUCACUGUAGAACAAUAAUAAUAAACAUUCAAUAAGUCAGUAUAUCGUCGAAAAAAGGUGACUUCGAUAGACGGCUUCGAGGUGGCCGCGACAAUGCGGCGGAACUAACUUCGAACUCGUUGAACAAAACACAGACGCGUCACGUUGGUUCCGUCACAGUGGGUUGUCCACCGAGGAAGCGUACGAUAAUCGUACGAUGAUGCCGCUCGCGCCGACGCCAAUCGUCCCGGUGCCGUCCAAGCCGAAGAUCGGCUUCAGCAUCGACUCGAUCGUCGGCGGCGGCGGACAGGGUGGCCGCGAGGCGGACCGGUUAGACCGAAAUCGUGCGCUGGUCGAGAUCGAGCGGGAGGAUGGCAGCCCGAUGGAGAUAGUCGAGGGCUCGUCGUCGCCAAGGGCGCGCCGAAUUGCCGCGAGAUCGCCCGGCGUUCAUUCCGAAGGUUCGGAUCGACCCGUCUCCAGGAGCUCGUCCGUCGAAUCGUAUCCGAACUCGCGACGGACACCCUCACACGCGACCGGCGGCGGUCACCAUCAUCAUCAUCACGGUACCAAUCAUCACGGACACCCGCAUCCGCAUCAUCACCACAAUCUGUCGGCGACGACGCAUCUGGACUUUCGUGACCUAAGGACGACGGUGCACAGCGACGCCUCAAGUCCGAACAACAGUCCCAGCCCGCCGCACAGGAUACCGCACGGGGACUCCCCAGUCGGCUCGCACCCUCAACCACCCCCAGGGGUGGUCAGGCCUAGCCCGAAUUACCUCGCGCCGCCGCCCAGCGCCGCGACCGCCGCCGCCGUGGCCGCCGAGCAGCUCAAGUCUCUGUACGGUUUACCUGGCCACGGUCCGGCGAAUCCUCAGACCGGCCAGAACGAGUAUCAUACGCAGCAGCAGCUGGCCCUGGCCGCGAAUUUGGCCGCGGCUCAACACUUCCAGGCGGCGAAUCUUGCGGUGGCGCUCCAGGCGCAUCAUGGCGCUUCACCUCACGCACCCCCACACGGGCCCUAUCCCCAUGGUGGUGCCCCAGGUGGGCCUCAUCCGCCGCCUCAUCCCCAUCAACCACCGAGAGAUAGCUACCCUCUGUAUCCUUGGCUGCUGUCGAGGCACGGACGAAUCUUCCCGCACAGAUUUCCCGGAGGUCCUGACAUACCCGGCUUUCUGCUUCAACCCUUCAGAAAACCGAAGAGAAUAAGGACGGCCUUCAGUCCGAGUCAACUGCUGAAAUUGGAACACGCCUUUGAGAAAAAUCACUACGUCGUCGGCGCGGAAAGGAAGCAGUUGGCGCAAGCGUUGUCGUUGACGGAAACGCAGGUAAAAGUGUGGUUCCAAAAUCGCAGAACGAAGCACAAGCGGAUGCAGCAGGAGGAAGAGGCCAAGGCCCAACAACAAUCAGGCGGUGGCGGUGGAGGCGCGGGUAACGGCAAUACUAAUAGCAACAGCAACAACAAAAACACCCAUCACGUUAGCAAAUGGCAGCAGGAGACCGGCGAUCACUAUCAACACGACGAGGAGGAUGAGGAAGAGCACAUCGACCCGGAAGCCGAAGAGUGCUCGAGCAGUUCCGAAGCGUAGCUAGACGUUCUCUGCCUGGAUUAAAAUCCAGGAUCGAGCGGGAGUAUCUUGAGUAGACUCCAAGUCAGAAUCCGAUCGAGGUAGGAGCUAGCCGACUUGGAUCUCCUCUAAAUCAGGUUUCUUCGAGUUCCGGUUACGUAUCGGAGAAUCGGGCUUCAUUUCGAACAGGGCUAUGUCGGCGUUGCGAUGCGAUUCUGUUAACGUUCUCGGGGCCAGGAGGUUAAUGGUAGUGAAUGAAUUCCCACGAGCGGAACAUUCAUUGGAGAUAGAUCGCAGCGCGAUCUCGCUUGGGUCUUCUACCAAAAUUACUAAUUAAUUUCUACAAAAAGCCUUGUGCCACCCUCCAUUACAUAUGCCCCUGUUUAUUACUUGAUUGAAACCGAGUAUGAUCUCAAAGAACGAAAAUCGGCAGUGGAAGAUCUUGGAAAUCGUCUAAAAGCAACUAUACUCAUCAUACUUUGAUACUGAUGGAGGCUGACCGGCGAGAUAAACGAAUUAAAUGAUUGACGGAAGUUCCGCAAAAGUUCCACAAAAGUCCAGAAGAGUCUCUCUGUUAGCGAAACAGCCGCGAGUUCUGUUGUCAAAUUACUCGACAAGCUAAAUACGCAGUAUUAUGGUCUCAUCAUCGAUUUUUUUGCAAUUUCGAUCAAAUAUUUGUAAAAUGAAAAAAUAUAUAAAAAUUUUGUAUAUGGUUUGAAAAAUAAAGUCAUUUUCAUUCCUUUGCAAUUGAACGUUAGAAUUUCACACACAAUACGAGGAAGGGAAUAAGAUCGAUAAUGGGAAUCUAGUAUUGCAUGUUUACCGUCGAUAGGCGACGCCGAAAAACAAGACUGUCUUCUUCUUCUUUUCUUUCAUCUCUUGACCGAAAUCACGACAUGGUUCCUUAGCAUCUCCAUUCUGGCGUCGUUGCCGAAGGGAACGGUCGUGAACAAUCCGUAACUAUAUCCCCGAGAUUAGGAUAAGACGUUCACAGGCCAGACUACCUUACAACGAAUCGGAAAAAGCGACGGAGAAAUCGAAGAAGUCUAUCGGAAAUCGGCUAAUGGAGCCAUUGUCUGCGAGAGACGAAACUAAAUGGACGCGCUUCCGGCGGAAAGCGGCGGAUGGUGGAUGUAUCGAGAAUGAUCGGCGUAUCAACUUUGGGCGAUUCUUUUUGGACUGGUUCCGAAUUCCGUAGAGUCCUGCAGAUUUUAAUUAGGGAUUUUUAAUUUUUUUUAAAUUGAAUUUUUAAUUCAGACAAUCAGAGAGUUGCUUGCAAUAAUUAAACACAAGUUUCAUGGUUGUUGAAAUUGUAAAGAUUAUUUAAAAUGAAACUCGAUCGUUCGCGAUUCGUCUAUUUGUAGGCCGAUCGCCACUAAUAUGUUUCGUUUAUCACCCUUAUCUUGCCAUAAAAAAUUCGCCAUAAAGAUUAUCCUUCGUCGAACGGUGUAAAUAAUAAUAUAACGAGAGAAUAGAUCACGGAUCUUUUGUAAAAGCAUCCUGACACUUCUCGUUUUUUUUUACAGACGCAAGUGUAAAUAGAUAAGAAGACAUAUGAAAUGCAUCGGAUGCAUAUAUGUGCAUGUGCGCAGAAACGUAAGUAAAAACGAAACUUUAAAGUGAGUGCCAAAUCUUCGUACCCUUAGCGAAAGAUCCCAAUGUAAACGAAAUUGUAUUUGCAAUUGUAUUUAAGUCGUUGUUCUAUACAGCGAGCAGUAUUCCUUUCGUCGAUCGAUGUUUCGAGGUAUGUACUGACGAUUUAAAUUAUUAUUGCUAAUGUUAGUUAGAUCCGGGAUCUCUUAUGCGCCAUAAUGGAGCUUUCGCAAUUGUAAAAUAGAUGAAAUUUUAAUCUCGAAAUUGUAAUAUUAAUAUAUUGACAUAU